AUGGACUCCACAAGCCCAAAUAGCGACAGCUUCAUCGAUAUUUCAAUGGCACCACCACCGCAACAAACCCUCCUCUGCUGCCCCCUAAACCCGAUUUCUCAAACCUCCUCAACCUCGGACCUCGUGAGCAACUUCCUACUCGCCCUCCGUAUCCUCGGUCCCAGCAUCGCCCUGACAUCUCCCAACAACCCCCAAACCAUGGCCGCCCCUACCGACACGACCCAGUCUCCGUUCCCCACCUACCCGGCAACCCACCCCAUCCCCCGCGAGCUCGUACUGCUGCAAACGGUCCGUCGCCCGCCAGCAACCGAUACGCGAGUAACAGAACAGAGACACUACGCGCAGCUGCCUGACAAAGACGAGGAAACUGUCGUCAUGUAUCCCGACGAGGUGUUCGGCUUAGUAGAGGAGAGCAGAGUGGAGGAGCUUUGGAACCAGGGCUGGAACUGGACGCGGAGGGAGGAUCUUGGGGAUGAUAGGGAGAGCGGACGGGUGACUUGGAGGUGUGUAGCUUGUCGGAGGGAAUAUUCGGUUAGGCGGGUGAGGCUUUUGGAAGCGGAGAGGGAGUAA
Drepanopeziza brunnea f. sp. 'multigermtubi' MB_m1 is the source of this 570-nucleotide messenger RNA. RefSeq lists its product as uncharacterized. The record is from RefSeq and is a predicted model, not a curated record. Lineage: Eukaryota; Fungi; Ascomycota; Leotiomycetes; Helotiales; Drepanopezizaceae.